Cucurbita maxima (winter squash) is the source of this 1047-nucleotide messenger RNA. RefSeq names its product exopolygalacturonase-like. NCBI's taxonomy places the organism in Eukaryota, Viridiplantae, Streptophyta, Magnoliopsida, Cucurbitales, Cucurbitaceae. Bases 1 to 1047 code for a protein of 348 amino acids. Gene Ontology annotation, biological process: carbohydrate metabolic process. The record is from RefSeq and is a predicted model, not a curated record. Gene Ontology annotation, molecular function: polygalacturonase activity. The transcript is spliced from 3 exons.
AUGGCAUGGAGGGAUGCGUGUGCAAAUAAGGGAGGUGGUGUGGUUUUAGUACCAUCAAUAGGGAGGUUCUUGGUUUUGCCCGUGUUGCUUCAAGGUCCUUGCAAUGGCCUCAUUCAACUGCAAAUUAAUGGUGAUCUCUUGGCUUCUUCGGACAAGGCUUUCGCCACAGGUUACUCUUGGUUCAAAUUCUAUCGAGUCACCAACUUGGUCAUCCAGGGUCUAGGCCGCUUCCUUGGCCAAGGUGAAACCGCUUGGCCUUACAAUACCUGCAAACAUGGGCCAUGCACUCGCCUUCCUAUUACUAUAAGUCUCCAAUCAAUCGAUAUUGUGAGGAUUACGAACAUAACAUCGUUAAAUAGCAAGCUCGGCCAUUUCAAAGUGCAUGGAUGCAAUGAUGUAGUGUUUGAUAACGUUACAGUGAUAGCACCAGAAGAUAGUCCUAACACGGAUGGCAUCCACAUUUCCAAGUCGACGGGUGUCACCAUCAUGAACUCAAUCAUCGCCACCGGAGACGAUUGCAUCUCAUUUGGCCCUGGAAGUAAGGACGUUAACAUAACUAAUGUUCAUUGUGGUCCUGGCCAUGGAAUUAGUAUCGGCAGUCUUGGAAAGUACCAAAAUGAACCAAAUAUCGAUGGAAUCACAGUACGAGACUCCAAAUUCGUUGGCACGAAAAAUGGUAUUCAGAUCAAAACAUGGUCAAAAUCAUAUUCAAGUGUGGUUAGCAACCUUACAUUUGUAAAUCUCAAAAUGUAUAAUGUUGAAAGCCCUAUCAUAAUCAAUCAAAACUACUGCCCGCACAAUGCUUGCAAUAACAAUAAAGUGAGCGUGUCAAGAAUACAAAUCAAAGACGUCAAGUAUGAAAACAUAAGGGGAACAUCAGCAAAACAAUUGGCAGUAACUUUGAAUUGCAGCCAAGUUGUUCCAUGCCAAGGUAUAGUGCUAAACAACAUCAACCUAGCCUUCAAUGGCACUGGCUCUUCAACUUCCAUUUGUCAAAACAUCAAGGGUUCUGCUUCUGGCCCUCAAUUACCUCCCUCUUGUCUUUAA